AUGUCCUUCUGGCGUGGCAACCAAACCCUGAAAGUUUCGGCCUCUCUCUUUGCCGACAACAGAAAGCGACUGGUCGAAGCGCUGAAAGGCAAAGUUCCUGACAAUACGGCCGUUCUUCUGCAAGGCGGAGAAGAAAAGACUCGCUACAAUACGGAUGCUGAAGAGUUGGCAUUCCGACAAGAAUCCUACUUUUUCUGGGCUUUUGGAGUUCACGAAAGCGAAUGCUACGGAUUGGUUGAUUUGAAGUCGGGCAAGAGUACUCUUUUCCCGCCGAAAUUGCAUCCGGAUUACGCGAUUUGGCAAGGAUGGUAAGGGUUUUGGAGUUUGAGUUUUGGUUUUUAGGUAUACAGUCAAACUUUUUUAGUAUGAUACAUGUAAUAACCGGAGUGUCACACUACAAAGGUACUUCUUAAUAGGGGUUAUGAAAGGCGGUUUAAAAAGCUUUCAAUAUAAGUCUUUAGUAAAGAAAGUACUUGCCAUUUUUUUUUGUAAAGAAAGUUCUUGUCGUUUUUUUGUAUCGUAAAGAAAGUUUUUUGCAAUUUUUGAGAUUGAAGAUUGAAUUUUUUAAAAUCAACGGGUAUACUAUCUCUGAUUUAAAAAAAAAUUUCAGUAUCAAGCCAGAAAACUGGUUUACGGAAAAGUACGAAGUCGACGAUGUGGUCUUCCAUGAAAACACUGUCAUCUCUGACUAUUUGAAGAAGAAUGGAAUCACCAACUUGUUAUUACUGGUAAGAAUUUUGGUUUGGCAUUUCUAGAACAGCUUUCUCUUAUCCUGGUCUAUCAUACUCUUUCCUACCUUAUUUGUUUACUCUACUCUACCCUUCUCUACCCAGUUCUAUCCUACUUUACCCUGUUUUACUCUACCCUACUCUCCAUUACCCUACUUUACCCCAUCCUUUCUUUACUCAAAUCUACCUUACCCACCUUAUCUUACUUAACUCUUCUUUUUACUUCCAGAAAGCCCCCAACACUGACAGUGGAAAAACCCUGGAACCAGCCAAAUUUGAAGGCAAAUCCGAUUUUAAAAUCGACGAAGAAACUUUGUAUCCGGUGAUUGCGGAACUUCGUGUAAUCAAAACUGAUAAAGAAAUUGAAGUUCUUCGCUACGCGGCCAAGAUUGCAUCGGAAGCCCACAAAGAAGUGAUGAGACACAUCAAACCGAACAUGUUCGAAUAUCAACUAGAGAGUUUGUUUAAACACAUAUCAUACUACACUGGCGGAUGUAGACAUAUCGCUUAUACUUGCAUUGCUGGAAGGUGUGGUUUUUUAAAGUUUUUCUAUUUUUUGGGGUAUCCGGUUUGAAAUGGCGUUUUUGAAGUGGAAGAAAAGUUUUUGCGGUUUUUGUUUCGUAAAGAAAGUUCUUUCUGUUUAUGUAAAAAAAUUUUAUUUGACAUUUAAUUUUUAAAAAUAUAUUUUAAAAUUGCCAUUUUAGUGGCUGCAACGGUGCUAUUUUGCAUUAUGGACACGCUGGAGCUCCGAACGAUCGUCACAUUCAAGACGGUGACAUGUGCUUGUUCGACAUGGGCCCGGAAUACAAUUGUUAUGGUAUGAAUUUUAACAUCUUAGGCUUCGUAAAGAAAGUUUUUGCUAUUUUUUUAUUUUGGAAAGAAAGUUUUUGUCAUUUUUUGUUUUGGAAAGGAAGGUUUUGUCAUUUUUUGUUUUGGAAAGAAAGUUAUUGCUAUUUUUUCAUUUUUCUUCUAUGUUUAACAAAAAAAUCUUAAUUUUCAGCCUCCGACGUGACCUGCUCCUUCCCAGCUAACGGCAAAUUCACGGACAAACAAAAAGUCAUCUACAACGCUGUAUGGGCAGCACGAUGCGCAGUCUUCGAGCAAGCCAAGCCCGGUGUUCGCUGGACUGAUAUGCAUAUUCUGGCUGAAAAGGUGACUCUAGAACACUUGGUAAAAGCCGGAAUUUUGACAGGAAACGUGGAAGAAAUGGUCGAAAAAAGAGUUGGAGCCGUCUUCCAACCUCACGGUCUUGGCCACUUUUUGGGCCUGGACGUUCACGAUUGUGGUGGAUAUCUGGGCGAUGCUUUGCCGAGGUCAACCAUGCCUGGAUUGAAGUCAUUGAGAACUACCAGGGUUUUGCAGGAAAGAAUGGUGGUUACUAUUGAGCCGGGAUGCUAUUUCAUUGAUACGGUAAGGUUUUUUUUGGCAUUUUUGUUUUGUAAAGAAAGUUCUUGCCAUUUUUGGUUUUGUAAAGAAAGUUCUUGUCAUUUUUUGUUUUGUAAACAAAGUUUUUGCUAUUUUUAGCUUUGUAAACACUAUUUUAAAAAUUUUCUGUUUUUUUGCAAAAAAAACUAUUUUACCGUAUUUCAGCUUCUGGACCGAGCCUUGGAAAACCCAGAAAUCAAACACUACUUCAAUGUUGAAAAGCUAAACGAAUAUCGUGGAUUUGGUGGAGUUCGAAUCGAAGAUGACGUUGUCAUUUGGUCUAAAGGAAACGAAUGCAUGAACCAAGUACCUCGUACCAUCGAAGAGAUUGAGCACUUCAUGGCUAAUAAGUAA
This is a messenger RNA of Bursaphelenchus okinawaensis, 2507 nucleotides long. NCBI's taxonomy places the organism in Eukaryota, Metazoa, Nematoda, Chromadorea, Rhabditida, Aphelenchoididae. The record is from the annotation of a GenBank genome assembly.